ACAUUGUGGACCGUCAGCGUCAGUACCGCCGGUGAAUGUCGGUCUGCGAACAGAACCCGGUGUUCUGAGCGUGAAGCCGUCCGUUUGGACCCACUCUGCACCGGCACCACACACACAGCGGUAACCAAGGUUACGGGUCGUGACUUUGACGGUUAAAAACCCGGAAGUACCCUUCAGAAUGAAGUUGGACCGACCCAGAACGGGCUGAAGUUAAUGUAUCAUAUUUGUUUGUUUGAAGCGAACAUUUUCUGUCUCCGUGUCGUGUUUCUUCAGCUCAGCUACAUGUUAUAAACAUGUCUUUACUGUGUAGUAACGCUUUAAGAGCCGCGCGCUCCUACCUGCACACUCACCUGACCGGAAACCUGAGACUCUGUAAACAGGUCUGUUGUCCGGUUCAAAGACUCUGCAGUCCACGGAGAGUCAACUCAAACAUAUGUUUGAUGCUCUGCAGUAAGACACGGGCAGGUCCAGUCCUGGCCCAUAGGGGGCGCCACUUGCACACCACUGCUCCUAAACGGGCUCUGCCUGCCCCCCUCGUGUGGAUGGUCCUGAAGCCCCUGCAGAAACUGCUGGCUGUCCUGCUGGGCAGGAGUAUAAGGAAAUGGUGGGCAGCUUUACCACACGACCGCAGACUGCUACUGCGCAGAUGGGUCCAGGGGCACCGCUGGCACCUGGCAGCAGGGGGGAGCGUUGCCUCACUGAUCGUAGCCCUUCUCCUCCUAACCCACCUGGAUGAGAGCCCACUGACGGGACGGGUCCGGCUGCUGGUGUUCAGCAGAGAGACGUACUUGGAGCUGGCAGAUCUGACCUCAGAGGCUUACAUGGAGGAGUUUGCAGAGCUUCUUCUCCCCGUCACUCACCCUCUUCACCAGAUGGUGGAGCAGGCGGUGCAGCUCUUGGUACAAAGAAACAAGGACAUCCUGGAAGUGUCGCAGGUCCCCUGGAGUGUCCAUGUGGUGGAGAGUCCUGAGGUCAAUGCCUUUGUCCUGCCAAACGGGGAAGUGUUCAUGUUUACAGGGAUGUUGAAAUCUGUGGCAGAUGUUGACCAGCUCAUGAUUGUCCUUGGACAUGAAAUGGCCCACGCUAUACUGCAACACUCUGCAGAGCAGGCCAGCCUGUCCCAUGUGGUGGACCUCCUGUCUCUUCUGGUGGUGACCGCCAUCUGGGUCCUGUGUCCUGCAGACAGCCUGGCAGUGCUGGGAGGCUGGGCCAAGGACAAGCUSACAGAGCUGAUCUUCAACCAUCCUUACAGUCGGAAACUGGAGGCCGAGGCAGAUCAAGUGGGACUGCAGCUAGCUGCUAAG
Austrofundulus limnaeus is the source of this 1304-nucleotide messenger RNA. RefSeq names its product OMA1 zinc metallopeptidase (gene oma1). Gene Ontology annotation, biological process: protein quality control for misfolded or incompletely synthesized proteins; mitochondrial protein processing. Gene Ontology annotation, molecular function: metalloendopeptidase activity. The record is from RefSeq and is a predicted model, not a curated record. Lineage: Eukaryota; Metazoa; Chordata; Actinopteri; Cyprinodontiformes; Rivulidae. Gene Ontology annotation, cellular component: mitochondrial inner membrane.